AUGCCUAAGACCGCAGUGGCCGUCGGCUGUGCAGUGGGAGUGCCAGGUGCCGUGGGGCUUCUCAUCUGUCUUUUCUUCUGGUACCGAUCGUCGCGGAGAUUCAAGAAGGAGUCCAUGGAAGAUGUCGAUAUUGAUGCCAAGGACAUGGACCUGAGCUCGCUCUACGCCAGACCGCACAAACCUGGGUUUGCUCCUCCGGUGGACCCUUCCACCGGGGAUGAAUUGUCCAUACGUGAAAGGGACCUGGAUCACAUUUCGGAUACGAAAUACGAAAGCCAGGCUAACAAGGAUUCGAGUAUCGCUUUCGGCGUUGACACCUCAGAUGGAACGAAAAAUUCAGGCACAGACAUCACGACCAACAGCUCGUCCCAUCUACACACACACAGCAAUAUCCACAGCAGUGGUGGAACUCCAGGGUCGAAUUACAUGUCCUUUUAUGAUUCGGUAAUACCGGUUUUGCCUACUCCUGAUAACCUCCCAGGUAGCGCACAGACGAUGGUUGAGAACUCUCCCAAUGGGGGGUCUCAACAGGCCACUCCAAAGACACCGGAAAGAGGCUCGGCUGCACAAACUGCUGACUUUAUACGGCAUUUGCACAAGAAUGACAGUUCGAGUUUCCCCAUGACCACACAUACCAUGGUUAAUGCCACACCCUCGACUCUGAACCUGUUCAAUAACUAUCAGAGGUCUUCCAGCACUAGUACCAGUCGCAAUGGGUCCAUGACUGGUCUCAAUGGAUCCCAGGACGGAAUCGCUGGUACAAAGGCUUAUCCAAGAUCCGGUGCUCUUAGCAAGGCUACGAGUCAAGACAAUAUUGGUCUUUUGCGCUCUGCAAGAGGAUCGAACCAGUCGUUGCUUAUGAUGGGCCAGGAAAGCCCGAAAAGAGCACUGAACAGCACAGCAGAAGGAUUCACAAAUCCUUCGUCCCCAGGAUGGAAAACUGACACUGAAACUGGAGAGAUCCAGCCGCAUUCACUGCUUGAAGGCACAAUUCUUGCUACCUCAGAAGCUCCCCUGAAGCCUUCGCCAUUUGACACACCUCCAAGAAAUCGAUCCAGUCACGUUUUUGCCGACGACGAUGAAGAUUCGAGCGAGUAA
Kuraishia capsulata CBS 1993 is the source of this 1098-nucleotide messenger RNA. RefSeq lists its product as uncharacterized. Bases 1 to 1098 code for a protein of 365 amino acids. NCBI's taxonomy places the organism in Eukaryota, Fungi, Ascomycota, Pichiomycetes, Pichiales, Pichiaceae. The transcript has a single exon. The record is from RefSeq and is a predicted model, not a curated record.